AUGAAGAACGUAGUAGUGUUAUUGUUUUCUUGCAUGCUUGUUUUUGGGGUUGGUGUGUGCAGUGGAGGGAGUUUGAGGAAGAAUUUCUAUAAGAAAACUUGUCCAAAGGCAGAGGAGACGGUGAGAAAUUUCAUAUGGGGGCAGCUCUCUAAUGGCAAUAACUCUGCAUUGCCUGCGAAGUUGCUCAGGAUGCAUUUUCACGAUUGCUUUGUGAGGGGAUGCGAUGCCUCCAUCUUGUUGAACUCGACGAGCAAUAGCACAGCAGAGAAGGACGCGGGUCCCAACCAAAGCCUGACCGGGUUUGACAUCUUGGACCGACUCAAGGCCCUCAUCGAGUCCCAAUGCUUGAAUACAGUCUCAUGCGCCGACAUUCUCGCUCUGGCCGCCCGUGAUGCAGUCUCCUUCCAGUAUAAGCAGUCACUGUGGGAAGUUUUGACGGGAAGGAGGGAUGGGAAUGUAUCCCUAGCAUCUGAAGUGGGUCCAAAUAUACCUUCACCAGCCUCAAACUUAACUGUUCUUCGCCAAAACUUUGCAAACAAAAAACUCACAGAAAAGGACCUCGUUGUCUUAUCAGGGGCACAUACCAUCGGAGUUGCACACUGUGGUACCUUCAAUAGAAGGCUUUACAACUUCACUAGAAAAGGCGAUGCGGAUCCUCAACUCAACCCAAUGUAUGCAGAUUUUCUCAGAACAAAGUGCAAAAGCCUAACUGACACCAAUACCCCAGUCGAGAUGGACCCAGGAAGCUCCUCGUUUUUCAGUAGCCAUUACUACUUGAUUCUUCAGCAACACAUGGGGUUGUUCCAAUCAGAUGCAGCACUCCUGACUGAUGAGGACUCGGGCAGAAUAGCAAAUGAAUUGAUGGACAAGGAAACUUUCUUUGAGGAAUUUCAAUCAUCAAUUAUGAAGAUGGGUGCCAUUGGAGUACUUAACGAAAAUGAAGGAGAAAUAAGGAAGAUAUGCAGCAUGGCGAAUUCCUAAAGC
Molecule: messenger RNA, 984 nt
Organism: Amborella trichopoda
Lineage: Eukaryota; Viridiplantae; Streptophyta; Magnoliopsida; Amborellales; Amborellaceae
Source: RefSeq, a predicted model, not a curated record